This is a messenger RNA of Pistacia vera, 1535 nucleotides long. RefSeq lists its product as uncharacterized. The transcript has 4 exons. The record is from RefSeq and is a predicted model, not a curated record. Lineage: Eukaryota; Viridiplantae; Streptophyta; Magnoliopsida; Sapindales; Anacardiaceae. Bases 96 to 869 code for a protein of 257 amino acids.
UCUUCUUCCUCUUCAAAUUAAAAUCUCAGGAUUCAAAAACAACUUAAACAGACAAAUGAACAUAUUCGAUUUAAAUCCAAUCAAAUGAUCCACAGAUGAUGUGCAAUUGCUGUAGUUGCUGCUGUUCCUGUUCCUGCUCCUCACUCACUCUCCGCCUCCGCGAUGAACUCAGCUGCUUCCUCCGCGACUACGAUCGCCUCCAAUACAUCGCCGUCAUUCUCAUCUACAUUCAAAUAGGUUGCGCGCUGAUCGGAUCGCUAAGCGCAUUAUACAACGGAGUUUUGUUAAUAAAUUUAGCGAUAGCGUUGUUCGCGCUUGUGGCAAUUGAGAGUAGCAGUCAGAGUCUUGGGAGGACUUACGCCGUGCUUUUGUUCUGUGCCAUUUUGCUUGAUACUUUUUGGUUCAUUCUUUUUUCGCACGAUAUUUGGAAUAUUUCAUCCGAUAGUUAUGGAGUUUAUUUCAUAUUUUCGGUUAAACUGGCUUUGGCGAUGCAAAUUGUUGGUUUUUCGGUGAGGUUAUCGUCGUCAUUGUUGUGGAUUCAGAUGUACAGGUUGGGGGUUUCGUAUGUGGAAGGGGGUGGUGGUGGUGCGAGAGAGCCUGAUUUUGAUUUGAGGAGUAGUUUUUUGAGUCCGGUUACGCCUGCUGCUGUUGCUGCUGGGAAUAGAGAGCGUUCUGUGAGUGAUGAUGUUUUGGGAGGAUCCAUUUAUGACCCUGCUUAUUUUUCUUCUCUCUUUGAAGAUUCUCAGCAGAACAAAUAUUCAUUUGUGGGUAACAAUGAUGGUAUUGGUGAUCAUGAAUCUAGUUCUGGUACUGAAGCCUCUCAAACUAAGGGAUCCACGGGAAGAUCUUUUCAGUCUAUAGAUAUUUGAGUGCUUGCAGGAGGAGAAUGCAUUAGACAAGCAGCUGAGAAUUUGACUAGAUCAUCUACCAAAAGAUUAGCUUGGUUUACACUCUCCAUAUAUUGUUUGGAGGUCUAUUUCAUUGACUUGGCCAAGUUCUGCAUAGGGGUAGUAUUUGUACAGUCACCCACCUUUGGCAAUUUUUUUCAUAUUAGAUGAUAGCAUUGAAACAAAAAGUUUAGACGAACCACAUUUUUUUGUUUCUAUUGUGAGUAGUGAAGUCAAAAGAUUUUGCUGUCCGAGAACUGGACCAUUAUUUGAUAUUAAGGCAAGAUGCCACCUUGGCAAGGUCUAUGCCUUGUAUGUAGGUUAGGUGCAGUGGUCGGACAGAAUUGCAAAUGCAUUGGCGUGAUGGAUGUAGAUAGAGAUUGGAUUUUGGCAUGCAAUGCAGUGGGCUAUGCCAUCUUCAUUUAAGAGCCCUCCCUCGUUGCGAUGUUCCAAAAGCGGAUUAAUUAGAGCUUUCUUUCUCGAGUCGAUAUCCUGAUUCUUUCCAUUGGUACUUGGAUUAUUAUCAUUAUUUUUUUGGUUUUACUUGGUAUCAGAAUGAAAAUAUAUGUUCUCAUUUUGUUAUGGGUUACGUUUGUGACGUCUGAAGAAUGACAAUUUAAUUUUGUUUUGUUGAUUCAAAUACAAAGU